UUAUCAUAUAAGGAAUGUUUCAAAAGAGGAAAAAAAGAAAAACAAUCAAGUCAUGAUUCUCUGCAUCGGACACACCUUGUAGAACCGUUGGAUCCUAAUCACCUUGAUGGUUACACUUAUCCCUAACAAAAUUUCCAUAUAACCAAAAUUGAUAAAGAUUUUCACCCACACACAAAUAUCACGUCCAGAUUCAGAACGUUGAAACCAAACGUGAACCUAGGAGAAAAACAUAAAUAGGGGUUUGUUCCAAUAUAUUUGCACAUUCUCCUCUGUUUCUCUCUCUCAUUUUUCUCCCUAACUUUUUUCAGUUCAUUCUUUGCGUCUUUCAUUCCAAUAACAUAUGGCGGAUACAUUGGUUAAUUUUUCCAACAACAUACGUAGCCACGAAAACAACGUUGUUGAUGACAAAGACAUCAAGAAAUUGAGUGGUACCCACCAUGAUGUCAACCCAGCCGCCGCACUAGCCAAAGUCCGUCAUGAAUUUGGUGAACAUGGCGGAGUCAACAUGUCGAUCGAGGCUUCCGCCACGUUCACCGUCAUGGAUCCAGAUACUCUCCGACGAAUAUUCGCCGGAGAGCUUGGUCCUGAAAAUGAUUAUUUUGUUUACAGCCGUCAUUUCAACCCCACUGUCCUCAAUCUAGGCCGUCAGAUGGCAGCACUCGAAGGCACCGAGGCUGCCUACUGUACGGCCAGUGGCAUGUCCGCCAUUGUGGCUGUUCUGUUACAGCUUUUGAGCAAUGGCGAACAUGUGGUGGCUUCGAGUACCCUCUAUGGUGGGACUCACUCGCUCCUCACACAUUUCUUUACGAGGACGUGCAACAUAACCACAACUUUUGUUGAUGUUGCGGAUUUGGAAGAGGUGGAGAAUGCAAUUGUGGAAGGGAAGACAAAAGUCCUUUAUUUUGAGUCUAUUGCGAAUCCAAGUUUGAAGGUGGCAAAUAUUCCGGAGCUAGCAAGAAUUGGACACAAAAAGGGAGUGACGGUUGUUGUUGACAACACAUUUGCUCCAAUGUUGCUUUCUCCUGCUCGUCUUGGUGCCGAUGUUGUUGUUCACAGUGUCUCCAAGUUUAUCAGUGGUGCUGCUGACAUUAUUGCAGGAGCUGUGUGUGGAUCUGCAAGCUUUGUGAAUUCAAUGAUGCACACUCAAGAAGGGGCCAUAAUGCUUAUGGGCCCAACAAUGAAUCCAAAGGUAGCCUUUGAACUAUCAGAGAGAAUCCCACAUUUGAGUCUUAGAAUGAAAGAACAUAGCAACCGUGCAUUGGUAUUUGCAACUAGGCUUAAGAAAUUAGGAUUAAGGGUGAUCUACCCUGGCCUUGAAGACCAUCCACAACAUGAAUUGUUGAAAUCUAUUGGCAACAAAGAUUAUGGAUAUGGUGGAAUACUUUGCCUUGAUAUGGGGACAGUUGAAAAGGCUAACAAAUUCAUGAGUUACUUGCAAAAUUAUACUCAAUUUGGUUUUAUGGCUGUUAGUUUAGGGUACUAUGAGACCUUAAUGUCUUGCUCUGGGAGUAGCACAAGUAGUGAAAUGAAUGAAGAGGAACAAAAACUUGCUGGAAUCACACCUGGACUAAUAAGGAUGUCAAUUGGAUACAUUGGAACAUUGGAGCAGAAGUGGAGUCAGCUGGAAAAAGCAGUUCUUAAAUUUAUUAAUGAAAAACAUUAGUUCAUUUUUCAUGCUUUUAGGUGGCUUAAUUAGUGAUGAUGAAAGAUGUUCGACAAAAUGGGGUUAUGAUUAUGAAUAAGGAAAAAAUAAUUAUUUUUGUUUUAGCUCGGUAGGGGGAGGGAGGGAGAUCUGAUAUUCCAUGUAGCACAUUAUGUUGGUUGGCUAUAUUAAUUUUAAAUUAAUUAAAAAUAAGUUUAAAUUCAGAUUUCAUCACUCUCUUUUGUAAAAUCCGCAAUUUCAAUUUUAAUGAUUUUUUUUUUUUUGACAGUUCAAUUUUAAUGAUGUUGUACUGUGAACUAUAUGUUUAUGUGACUACAAAAUCAUAUUUAAUUAUUAUUUUUAAUUUCUUAAA
Trifolium pratense (red clover) is the source of this 2015-nucleotide messenger RNA. Its product is annotated as methionine gamma-lyase-like. NCBI's taxonomy places the organism in Eukaryota, Viridiplantae, Streptophyta, Magnoliopsida, Fabales, Fabaceae. Bases 341 to 1663 code for a protein of 440 amino acids. The record is from RefSeq and is a predicted model, not a curated record. Gene Ontology annotation, cellular component: cytoplasm. Gene Ontology annotation, biological process: transsulfuration. The transcript is spliced from 2 exons. Gene Ontology annotation, molecular function: carbon-sulfur lyase activity; pyridoxal phosphate binding.